Molecule: messenger RNA, 1968 nt
Organism: Blastomyces gilchristii SLH14081
Lineage: Eukaryota; Fungi; Ascomycota; Eurotiomycetes; Onygenales; Ajellomycetaceae
Exons: 2
Coding region: 594-1457 (287 amino acids)
Source: RefSeq, a predicted model, not a curated record
UUUUUCUUCAAUGGAGUGUCCCAGAUAAAAGCCGCGGAAGGAGUUUAAUCAAGAAGCGCCCACAUCAAAAUAUGCAAGAAAGCUGUAUCUCAGGAAAUACCCUUCGCAAAUUUUUUUUAUUGUUUUCAUCUCAGUUUAAUGGCCAUUCACCAUUCUCAACCUCUCCCCACUGCGUCAACAUAUCUUAGUAUUGGCCCAUGCAAUUGUUGCCACCUUUUCGAGCCUUUUUCCAGCCCUGUUUCCUAUUCCACAAGAGAAAUGCGAUGAGAAUGAUCUUUCCGGCUCGGCUCAGACCACCACAGCACUUUCAUCAGAAGUUGCAAAGAGAAAAAUGAGCAUGAAGAAAGCGGGCGAUUCCCAUUAGCGAGCCUCUGCAGUAAAGGAAGGACAACAAUACCAACUAAGAAACUAACAGCAAGUUCCUGUAAUGGGUUUUUGGUAAUAUAUAGAAAGUGUAUAUAUAUACCCAUUGCCCUGCCCUCAAACCUGCUUGUCUGUCUGGUCAUGAUCCUCAUCACGUCUCAAUCAUUUUGACAAUUCUGCUUGCAUUGCAACAACGCCCGAAACUCACAGCAUCACAGUAACCAGAAAGUAUGAUGUCUGUUCCGCCCAAUCAACACCCUCCACAGGCGCUGCCAAAUCCAGACAACCCAUUCGAUCCAGCUGUAAAUCACUGGAUGUAUUCCUUCGUGCAGAAUCAUUUCCAAGCGUGGAAAUUAGGCAUUGCCCUAGUCAAAAAACAGUCAGACGAAAAAAGAAGAUUAGGCUCACGGAGAGUAGGGCUUCACAGAGGCGCGGAUGAAUUUCUUUAUUUCCUUGUCGAGCCGCGAGGCCAACCGGAGAAUGAUGAACGAACAUCAUCCAGUUUUUGGUCAUGCGGAGAGGAACCAGGGAUUUACCAUAAUCAAUAUGAAAUCACUCCGACAAACUAUCCCGGCAUCUUGCGUGGGAGCUUUUUCAGCGUUGAGGACACCAUCUGGAUUUUGAACACUAGCACGCUUCCUCGCACCGGAAAAUAUUCGCCCGCUCGAAGGGCAAUCCACCUUAGGCGCAUAUACUCCUUAGCUAGGCGAAAUCACGACGACCUGAGCUGCCAUCUCAGUCAAGUUCGCUACAUGGUUAUUACAAAUAUUCCUCUUGAAGAAUUUACGAGCCGACAGGUUAUUGAGGACGCAAUUCAAUGGAUAUCUCACAUUUAUGGCCCCUUGGACGUGAGCAUAUUCAAGUUUGUACCAAACUACCCGUCAGGGAACCAUGAAAGACAGAUCGAGGAGGAUACUAUAUUCUAUACCCUGCUUGGAACCGAAGUUAUGAUACCGAUCAUGGAAUUUAUAUACCAUGAGCUGCGCUGGACUAAUUGCUUGGGCGUAACUGCUGUUGACAUUGCUGUCUACCGAGAUCGUCCCCAACCACGAUAUGAUCUCCGCGUGACCAUCGAGUACGGUCCGCUGCCUUAGAGGAAAAUAUUUUCUUUCUUAGAAUCAAUCCUUCAGAUCCCAAUCUUUAGAGUCCUAUCCAUUAGCAUCACUUAUCUCCUUUUUUUUCUUACUCGUCUCUUCUACUAUUUGUUUUUCUUCCUGUCUUCUUCCCCUAUUUUUUAUAAUUUCUUUGUUAGCAACCUUUCUUACUCAUCUAAUCUAUGCUUUGUUUCCCCCCCCCCUCUCUUCUCUUUUAUUUCCCCCGCACUUCUUAGUGAGGAGAUAAAUAUUAGGAUUUUUUUGGGUUUAUUAGUUCCCUUUGGAGUGUCUAUCUUCUUCAUCCUACUUUCUAACCAAAUGUGAUUUGCUAUUUAAGAAUAAGGUUGAAUAGAAGUGCAACGAAGCGAUAAAUGGUCAUGAUAGAUCUCUACAGAUGGUCAUUACUUGGCCAACGGGUGAAGGAGUAAAUUAGAAAUAUUCCCAAUAUAAGGACAAAGCGAGAGCAGAAAUAAAUGAAUUAUUGCGAAGGAAAAAAAAAAAAAAAAAAAAA